CGGACAACACGGCAUGCAGCAGCCGAUAAACGGGACAACGAAGAGGGCGACCAGCCACGUGAUGAGCCCGCAGUACCUCUCCUGCUUCCACUGGCCACCAUCCGGCGCGUUUGGCGGGAUAUUCCGGUUCCCCUCCUGCACCACAAUCACUGUGUGUCCAGGACCGGGCUGCGUAGUGACCACCCCGCCGGCCUGAGGAUGAUGACCGGCCUGGGUACACGUGGUCAACUGAAUUCCUGCUGGUUGUGCUCCGACUGUCUCCACGUACUGGGGUGCCGUCACCGCCGUGGCGGUUACAACUCCUUGCUCGGCGUAGAGGCCGUUGCUCGGGGGCUCGUAGCUCGGCGGUGGUCGUGACUCGGGCGUGGGGUCGGCCGGGUGGUUCCACUGGGUUUGCCUGGUUUCGUGGUUCAUGUAGAACGUUCGUCCGGUGGCAUCCGUUCCGCUUUCCCAUCCCGCUGGCAAGUUCAUGGUUCGCUGUUGUCCGUGUGCCCCUGCCUGCUUCCGGAUUGUGUGUCGGCUCUCUCUCUCUCGCUCCCGGGGUCCCCUUUGGACCAAAGCUAUAUGCAACUCGGUUCGCCGCUCGAGAUCACCUCUUGCUCUUCCGGAACGAGUGUUCUACAGCUGCCACGCGUUGAUAUUGCUCGGGAAACGAUGUACGGCACGCAAAUUUUACUGAAUUUGCCUUCCACCCCUGUAAAAGUUGCGUAUGGGUGCUUGAGUAGCACUGCACUCUGCACACAUGUGUUCGCGGCCGCGUUCUGGUUGUUCUUCCUUUCACGGUGCCGCUGUACCCCCUAUCAGUGGUACAAGAUAUACCUUCUGCGUAUCCCCGGCGGCUGCUCUCGCGUGCUCCGUGUGCUCUGCAGAGUUCGAGACAGCAGCCGCUGUACCACGCCGACUGACAGCCUUGCACGGACGGAAGCUUGACUUCUUGUGCUGUUCCCGUUUCGUUGCUGGUCUACUAAGGAAACUUCAGCCAGCGGGUCUGAUAGCAAGGCUUUAGGGAUGGCAGCGAGCGCGCCCGAUCCGAUGCCGGAAGCUUCUUUGCCAAAGGACGAUGACAAGGGUACCAUGGAUGUGGGCGAGGAGGAGGAGGAAGAAGAAGAAGAGGUGAAGGAGAUGGUACCCGACAUGAAUCUAGCGCAGCGCUGCUGGGUGGCGGUCCACCAGCAAGACCCCGCGGCGGCGGCCAGCAUCCUGGACACGGUCAAGGAGAGGAACAUGGGUCCCUGGUACGCGAGCCUGUGCCACCAGCACCCGUCCCUGUUCCCGCUCGACGCGGCGCUGGCGGCGAAGAUGAAGGAGGUCAACGAGGCGGAGAAGGAGCGCAUCUCGGAGACAUUAAAGGCAGCGGAGGAAGGAGAGGGCGACAUGGAGGUUUUGGACGCGCAGUUCGAGAUGGCCAAGAUGUGGGCAAGAGUAGGGGACAAGGCGUCGGCGUACGCGGCGUACGAAACCAUCACCGAGAAGGCCAAGAUCUUUACGGGGAAGAAGAUCGAUGCCAUCAUGGCCAAGACCAGGGUGGCCUUCUUCCACCUCGACACUCCGCAGGUGAAGGCGGGGCUUGAGGCGGCGAAGAAGAUGAUCGAUCUUGGCGGGGACUGGGACCGACGUAACCGCUUGAAGGUGUACGAGGCGCUCCACCUCAUCACGUCCCGAGACAUCAAGGGCGCGGCCACGCUGCUCCUGGAGUGCGUGUCCACCUUCACCUGCACGGAGCUGUGCAGCUACAACGAUUUCAUCCUGUACACGGUGGUGACGAACAUCUUGACCCUGCCGCGAACCACCCUCAAGAAGAAGAUAGUGGACGGACCGGAGGUGCUGGCGGUGAUCAACGAGAUCCCCAACAUUUCUGCGUUGGUCAACAGCCUCUACGACUGCCGAUACCGGGACUUCAUGAUGGCCAUCGUGGAGCUCAAUGGGCAGCUGGAGAACGACCGGUACUUCGCCACCCACUCGACGUACCUAGUGCGGGAGCUGCGCAUCCUGGCAUACACUCAGUUCUUGGACGCGUACAAGUCGGUGGUGCUUGGCACGAUGGCGACGGCGUUCGGAGUGGGGGAGCCGUUCCUAGACAAGGAGCUGUCGAGGUUCAUCGCGGCGGGCAGACUCAACGCUAAGAUCGACAAGGUGGGGGGCGUUGUGGAGACCAAUCGCCCCGACUCGAAGAACGCGCAGUACCAGGCGUGCAUAAAGCAGGGGGAUCUGCUGCUCAACCGAGUGCAGAAGCUGGGCCGAGUAGUGGAUGCGUGAUUUAUCGCUCUUUUGCGUUCUUUUCGCUUUCCGAAGCACGUGCUGCAUCGCUUGGACGUCUGCUUUCUCCUUUGCGCUGUAUCCUCCUUUUCGGUUGGAAAAAAAUUACUGGGUCCAAAACCAACCCCCCCUUGGUGUCGAUGUUAUUUGUUGAGAGGGUGGGGGCUCAUGACUCGAACAGGGCCUAUUUAUGGGGAGUUGGGGGGUCAACCAAGCAUGACCUUUCCGCCUUGAUGGCCGUCGCAGCAGACCACGCACGCGGCAUGCUCCUCGGUAGGGCCCGUGAACAAUUUGGUAGAAAUGAAGGAAUGCGGCAUUGCAGCAGAAGCAGAAGCAGAUAAGAUCCACGUCCGUCCCCAGGUCGCACCGUUAUUAGUGUUGGUAGGAUUGCCGCAGCGAGCGUACAUGUACCCCGUCCGGAUAACACCGCGAGGUUGGAGAUGUGGGUGGGUUGUCAGGCAUGCUUCCUCAUCAGAAACCUUUUGGCCGGGGGGUAGGGCAAGUAGACAAGGACGCCCACGGGCCGAAAAGCACACGGUUUAGGCAGGAGAAAUGUUCAUGUUGACGGGACAUCACACAU
Molecule: messenger RNA, 2836 nt
Organism: Ectocarpus siliculosus
Lineage: Eukaryota; Phaeophyceae; Ectocarpales; Ectocarpaceae
Source: the annotation of a GenBank genome assembly